AUGUUCAUCAAGUUAAUAAAAGUUUACAAAAAGUUUCGAGCAUUUGUCAGAGGUGAAGAUAGUGACGAUAUAAAUGACAAUCCAAAGCCCCGUGUAGAAUAUGAAGAAUAUUAUCAUGGCAACCAAUUCCAGAGCUACCAGGACGUUUUGGAUGAAUUCGUCAAAGAAUGUAAUAAAGAAAGACCGCCUCCAUACGAUAACUUUAAGCAGAAUGAUAGCGUCGAAUACUUUGAUAAAGAACGACUAUCAAUCAAUUCAAAUAGUAUUAGCGAGGUUGGUGGUCCACCAGAUGUCUACAAAAUCCUUUUGGUAGGCGGAACUGGAGUUGGAAAAUCAACACUAAUUAACGCAAUGGCAAAUUUCUUUCGGGGUGGCACUCUUGAUAAUCUGAAAGUUGUCAUUCCAACUAAUCAUCUCGAUGCUACUGAGAUAGGAUUCAGAAGCUCCGAAGCUAACAGCAAUGAUCAAACAAAAAGUCAAACCACAGAAUGCCAUACCUAUUGCUUCAAUCAUCCAGAAAAUAAAGCUCACAGAUUUAUUUUCAUUGAUACUCCAGGAUUGAGUGAUACGAAUGGCGUGGAUCAAGAUGACAGGAAUAUCCACGCGAUAAUUGAUACAGCAAUUCGCGUCGGUUCAAUAUCGGCAAUUGUAGUUGUUGCUAAUGGAACUGAAUCUCGGAUGACCGCAACAGCAAAAAACACUUUGGUUCGCCUGGCAAAUAACAUACCUAAUGCCAUUGUCGAGAAUAAUCUUUUUCUAGUUUUAACAAAGUGUACAGAAAUGAGUGCCUCUUUUUCUGUAAAAGAUUUUGCGGCUGAUUUUGCAGAGCCAAGUGAAACUUUCUAUGUGGAUAACCAAGCUUUCUGCAAUCAUCCUAAAACAUGGUUAAAUGAUGAAGAUAAAUAUAAACGUCUUGACUCACAAUGGAAGGAAUCCGAAAAAACAAUUAAUGAUAUGCUAAUAAAAAUUUCUCGACUAGCUCCCAUCCGAACUAUAGUAUUUAAACAAAUGAAAUCCCUUCGGGACGAUAUCAAAUGUGAGAUUCUUAGAACAUCCCAAGUCAUUGCAAAUAUUCAAAUAAUGCAUGAUCUCCUUGAUGGUGCUCAAAAGGAUAAGAAAAAAUAUGAAAACUAUACAAAAACUGAAGAAGUCACAAUUUCGAAAAUUGUUGACGCUACUAAUCAUAGUACAGUUUGUAUUACACAUUUUAAGACGAACAAUAUCUUUUGUCAUGAAAAUUGUGGACUUAAUUUUACUCCAACGCCUGGAGAACAUCCAUUUAGAGAUUGUUAUUGCAUGAACGACUACAAAGUAUGCAAAAAAUGUGGAUGUGGCCCUACGAGUCAUUUGCAUAAAAGGAUUAAAGUAAUCAAAGAAACAAAAAAAAUUGACAAAGUCCUUGAAGAUAUGAAAGCGAAAUAUGAUGAGCAUAAAUCUAAGGCAGAUAAUUACAAAACAAAGCUUGCUGAUCUCGAAGCUACUGCCAAUAAACAAUACACAAAUAUUCAUAAAUAUUGUGCUGAUCUUAGAAAAGAAACUUUCUAUGUGGAUAACCAAGCUUUCUGCAAUCAUCCUAAAACAUGGUUAAAUGAUGAAGAUAAAUAUAAACGUCUUGACUCACAAUGGAAGGAAUCCGAAAAAACAAUUAAUGAUAUGCUAAUAAAAAUUUCUCGACUAGCUCCCAUCCGAACUAUAGUAUUUAAACAAAUGAAAUCCCUUCGGGACGAUAUCAAAUGUGAGAUUCUUAGAACAUCCCAAGUCAUUGCAAAUAUUCAAAUAAUGCAUGAUCUCCUUGAUGGUGCUCAAAAGGAUAAGAAAAAAUAUGAAAACUAUACAAAAACUGAAGAAGUCACAAUUUCGAAAAUUGUUGACGCUACUAAUCAUAGUACAGUUUGUAUUACACAUUUUAAGACGAACAAUAUCUUUUGUCAUGAAAAUUGUGGACUUAAUUUUACUCCAACGCCUGGAGAACAUCCAUUUAGAGAUUGUUAUUGCAUGAACGACUACAAAGUAUGCAAAAAAUGUGGAUGUGGCCCUACGAGUCAUUUGCAUAAAAGGAUUAAAGUAAUCAAAGAAACAAAAAAAAUUGACAAAGUCCUUGAAGAUAUGAAAGCGAAAUAUGAUGAGCAUAAAUCUAAGGCAGAUAAUUACAAAACAAAGCUUGCUGAUCUCGAAGCUACUGCCAAUAAACAAUACACAAAUAUUCAUAAAUAUUGUGCUGAUCUUAGAAAAGUUUGCACUAGAUUUAACUUUGUCGAUGAACUUAGUGCAAACAUUGAAGUUAUAAAACUUGAUGCAAGAAAUAUAAAAAAUGUUGAUUUGCGAGAAAAGUCUGAAGCCGAAAUUAAAAAACUUGUAGAAUUGGUGAACGAAUUGUCUACAAAUUCUGGUCUUUCAUCCCCAUAA
Messenger RNA from Entrophospora sp. SA101, 2406 nucleotides. The record is from the annotation of a GenBank genome assembly. NCBI's taxonomy places the organism in Eukaryota, Fungi, Glomeromycota, Glomeromycetes, Entrophosporales, Entrophosporaceae.